Messenger RNA from Sclerotinia sclerotiorum 1980 UF-70, 780 nucleotides. RefSeq lists its product as hypothetical. Gene Ontology annotation, biological process: ubiquitin-dependent protein catabolic process via the multivesicular body sorting pathway; protein targeting to vacuole; protein targeting to membrane. The transcript is spliced from 2 exons. Lineage: Eukaryota; Fungi; Ascomycota; Leotiomycetes; Helotiales; Sclerotiniaceae. Gene Ontology annotation, cellular component: ESCRT I complex. The record is from RefSeq and is a predicted model, not a curated record. The coding region runs from base 1 to 780 and encodes 259 amino acids.
AUGUCUUCAUCACCAUCUCCAUAUCCUACCUCAAACUAUACCCCUCAUCGAAACUCUCAAUCCUACUCUGGGAACGAUCCAAAUGCUCCACCACCACCACCUCCUAAACCAAAUUCCCGAGAUGUGAGUCGUCAAGGUACACCCGCAGGAAGUGGAACUCAAUCAUUUCCUAGACCUGGAGUUUCAAUGCAAUACGAAGGAAGACAAGAUGAUACUUCACGAGAACAAUCUCAACAAAUUCAAGAUCCUGGGGAUCAAUGGCUUCCGAAUUUAUUGUUGGAUAAAUCGAAGCAAGACCUCGCAUCCGUAUUAUCCAACCCUGCUCUCCUAGCCGCUCUCACACACUCAACAUCUACCGCUCAUCCCUCCAUUUCUAUAUCACAAGAACCACUGAAAUCCGCAUUGGAUAAUAAUAUUGCACUAGCAACUCAUCUAUUGGAACUUGAGUCUCGACUUGAUCACCUGCGCUCUUCAACACAAGCUCAAUUAUUAUCUACACAUGCAUUGGAACGUCAAUGGAAACAAAAACAAUCCGAGAUGGAUAGAACUUUAGCCCCUUUCUCACCGAGCUCAUUAUAUCAACGAUUAGGACAAGGAGUUCAGGAACAAGAAAUGAUUUGUAGGGCCAUGGAAGAAAGCUUUCUUGAGAGUGAUGGUGUGGCUACGGAAAGGGAAGCAGUUGAUUGGGUUAGAAAGUAUAGGGAAUCGAAGAAAGUUUAUUAUUCAAGGAGAGAGAGGAAAGAUAGAUGGGAUGAAGGAAGAGUUGGAGGUUGGAGAUGA